Microplitis demolitor is the source of this 930-nucleotide messenger RNA. RefSeq names its product protein PFC0760c-like. Lineage: Eukaryota; Metazoa; Arthropoda; Insecta; Hymenoptera; Braconidae. The coding region runs from base 1 to 930 and encodes 309 amino acids. The record is from RefSeq and is a predicted model, not a curated record. The transcript has 4 exons.
AUGAGUCCUCGCGAUCUAAUUGAUCUCCUAUUAGACGAUAAAAAAUCAUGUGGACUUAAUGUCACUGAACUAACACCGAGAGGACAAAAUGCAGUUGCAUUUAGGCAUCGUGAAAACCGAAUUCUAGACGACACUGAACUUCCGUCUACGUUAAAAGAAAAUGAUGUUCAAGUAGUGAUUGAGGAGCCAACGGACGAAACUCUAUCUGAUGGAAUGCUAAUGGUCGAUGAUAAUUUAAAUCUAGAAAAAGACAUUAAUUAUCUUAAUUUAGGGGUUAAUAACUAUCAAGAAACAAUAGAACAAGAAGGCGGAGACGAUAAAGAUGACCACAACUAUAACGAUAAUGGAGAUAAUAACGGAGCCGAUGAAGAAAAAGAAGAAGACGACAGCGGUGAUGACGAAGACGACAGCGGCGAUAACGAAGAUGACGACGAAGAAGAAGACGACCGUGAUGACGACGACGAUGAAGAAGAAAAAGACGACGGUGAUGACGUUGACGACAAUGAAGAAGAAAAAGAAGAUGACGGUGAAGAAGACGAAGAAAGAAGAGAUAUUAGAAAUGAUAAUUUAUAUAACAAUAAUGAUUUAAAUUAUGAAGAUGAAUCGUACGAACGACCUGUUUACGAGGGUUCGCCGAUAACAGUUGCUGACAGUAUGAUGGUUAUGAUGAGCUUAGCCAUGAAACAUAAUCUUUCUGACUCAUGUAUUGAUGAUAUUUUUGAAGCUAUAAGUUUACACUGUCCAAAACAAAAUUUACAAAAAAUUAAUUUUAAGGAUGUGGUUUUGUCUAAAGAAGUUGAUAUUGCUGGUGAAUUGCUGGAUAAAUUUGUUGACAAUUUCGAAAUUUUAUAUGGAGUAAGAUUUGCGAGUAUCAACCUUCAUCAGCUUCGUCAUUUACUGAAUGACGUCAGAAAUUUUAGACCACUAUGA